AUCAAGAUUCAGAAAAAAAAUCAAUGGAGCGCAGUUUUCUGUACAAGGAAUUCGCUCCAUUGAUCGGAAUGAUCGCCGGCGAGUGCGCUACCGUCGGCUCCAACACCGUCUACAAAGCCAUUAGCGGCCAUCAAAUUAGCUUCUAUGUCUUCACCUUCUACACUUGCCUCGCCGCCGCUCUCGUUCUUCUUCCUUUCGCCAUCAUCUUCCGCAGAUCCGGCGUUUUUCCGUCCAAUAAAUCCUCGUUCUUCCUGAGACUGAUCUGCCUCUCCGCCAUGGGAGUUGGAUGUCAGCUGUUUUCCUAUAAAGGAUUGGAGUACAGUUCACCGACGCUUGCUUCCGCCAUUAGUAACCUAAUUCCUGCUCUCACUUUCAUCUUGGCCGUUCUCUUCGGGAUGGAGAAGCUAGCUUUGAAAAGCUCAAGCAGCACGGCGAAAAUCGUUGGCUCGGCAGUGUCUAUAGCAGGUGCACUUGUAGUGGUUCUUUAUAAAGGUCCAGUCAUUCUAUCAAACCCAUUUGCUGCGCCAACAAGAUUGAACCUUUCACAUCCUUUGGCCUCUUCCCAACCCAAUUGGAUCAUGGGUGGCCUCUGCUUUUUUGCUCAGUACCUUCUCAACUCUUUCUGGUACAUUAUUCUGACCCAAAUGGUGAACAUGUAUCCAGAUGAACUAGCUGUGGUGUGCUUGUACUAUGUUUUCGAGGUCAUAAUAGCUGCACCCAUAUGCCUAUUAGCAGAAGGAAACUUGGGUGCGUGGAAGCUAAAAAACAGUCUUGAAUUGGUUGCUGUUUUGAACUCGGGAUGUGUGGGUCAAUCCUUCGUCUCUGCCAUCCACACAUGGGGUGUCCAUGUCAAAGGUCCUGUUUAUGUUUCGAGUUUCAGGCCUCUCUCAAUUGCCAUUGCAGCUGCUACUGGUGUCAUUUUUCUUGGGGAUGAUCUCUAUCUUGGAAGUAUUAUUGGAGCAACAAUAAUAGCAAGUGGGUUUUACUCAAUAAUGUGGGGGAAAAUAAAAGAAGAAGAGUUGAAGGGGAAAGACGAGUUUUGUUCAAGCUUGGGCUCUUCAUCCAAAGAUAAGAUUCCAUUGUUGAAAAGCUGUAAAGUUCAAGAUGACUAACACAUCUUGUGAGUACAUCAGACCGUGCAGGUAUGUUAUGUUUAUACUCGAUCCAAUCUGUUUUUGCUUUUGAAUUCAUGUUUUGUAAGUAAAAAUUAUAGAACAUCCAGCCAAAUAUCCUCAAAUGUAUAGUAAGAAGAGUUGAUUUGGCUGGAAUAGAUAACUUUUUGUGUUUAUUGUUUCUUCUAUCAUUUAAAUCAUAUUUGUCUAUAUAUCGUGAGAAAUAUCA
This is a messenger RNA of Cucurbita pepo subsp. pepo (vegetable marrow), 1341 nucleotides long. Its product is annotated as WAT1-related protein At5g40230. Gene Ontology annotation, molecular function: transmembrane transporter activity. Lineage: Eukaryota; Viridiplantae; Streptophyta; Magnoliopsida; Cucurbitales; Cucurbitaceae. Gene Ontology annotation, cellular component: membrane. The record is from RefSeq and is a predicted model, not a curated record.